UGUCAUCCGAAAUAACUUUCAGAAGUUAUACAAUUUCAUUUCGUAUACUAGAUACUAAAAUAAUAAAAUAGAAGAUUUAACUAAAAUGUCUGCCGAAAAAGAAAAGUUCGACAGUAUUCUACUGACUUUGGCCACAAAGCAUCCUGGAGGCGUGCCUGAGUUCCUAAAUACAUUCGCCAGCUUUUUGCGUCGCAAAACAGAUUUCUACACUGGAGCUAAUCCGACGGAAUGGGAAAAGCUUCUACUUGAUGUCUUUCGCAAGGAGUCCCAACUGGCUCUGGCCAAUCAUGAAGCUGUGCACCAUAUCAAGAAGGAGGCGCGUCAAAAGGAAAUGAACGAGAGCAAAAUUUGUGAUAUUACCGAUGAGGAAGCCGCUGCCAUUAUUAAAGAAGAACAGCAUAAGAAAUGUCCAAAUGCUGCCUCUGCUGGCGGAGACUUAUCAAGCCGUGAAGAUAUUUCCAAGCCCAUAGAAAAAGUAGAAGAUGAAACCGAAAAGAGUGAACUGGGUAAAUUGCUACCAAAUGCUGGUAAUGGUUGCACUCUCGACAAAUAUAUGUGGACACAGACUCUGCAGGAGGUGGAGCUCAAGAUUCCUUUCAACGUGACAUUCGCAUUGCGGACCCGAGAUCUUGUGAUCAAUAUUGGUAAGAAAACUUUGCAAGUGGGCCUUAAAGGCCAAGAGCCCAUCAUCGAUGGUGAGUUGUGUGGCCAAGUAAAGCAAGAUGAGUCUGUUUGGGUCUUGCAAGAUAGCAAAACGGUUAUGAUUACAUUGGAGAAGAUUAACAAAAUGAAAUGGUGGAGUUGUCUGGUGACCACAGAUCCAGAAAUAUCCACACGCAAAAUCAUUCCAGAGUCAUCGAAACUCUCCGAACUGGAUGGUGAGACACGCCGCGUGGUUGAAAAGAUGAUGUUUGAUCAGCGUCAAAAGGAAAUGGGUCUGCCCACCAGUGAGGAUCGCAAGAAACAGGAUUUACUUGAGAAAUUUAAGCAACAGCAUCCCGAAAUGGACUUCUCCAAAUGUAAAUUCAAUUAACAACCCUCACUUUCUGGAAUAAGCAUUCGCAUGCUGAGCUUUAAAGGAUUUGUUCGGAUUAUAUUAAAUAGCAUAAACAUCUUUAUUUUCGUAUAAACAUUUUAAGCACCGAAAUAUGGGAUAUCUGUUGUGAAAUUUUUAACUGUAAUUAUAAUUCAACCUAGUACGUAAUAACAAAACAGAUCAAAGGA
Molecule: messenger RNA, 1224 nt
Organism: Drosophila willistoni
Lineage: Eukaryota; Metazoa; Arthropoda; Insecta; Diptera; Drosophilidae
Product: nuclear migration protein nudC-like
Exons: 1
Coding region: 86-1033 (315 amino acids)
Biological process (GO): protein folding
Cellular component (GO): cytoplasm
Source: RefSeq, a predicted model, not a curated record